Cyprinodon variegatus (sheepshead minnow) is the source of this 2749-nucleotide messenger RNA. RefSeq names its product hyaluronidase-1-like (gene hyal1). Gene Ontology annotation, biological process: carbohydrate metabolic process; hyaluronan catabolic process. NCBI's taxonomy places the organism in Eukaryota, Metazoa, Chordata, Actinopteri, Cyprinodontiformes, Cyprinodontidae. Gene Ontology annotation, molecular function: hyalurononglucosaminidase activity. The record is from RefSeq and is a predicted model, not a curated record. The transcript is spliced from 4 exons. The coding region runs from base 78 to 1391 and encodes 437 amino acids.
CUCCCUGUCCCAGCCGGUCAUGAGACCUAUGGUGAGCAAACCACAAAUUAGAACCUCUUGAAGGUUGUUCACUGGCCAUGAGUUCCUCUCACCCGGAGGUGCUGCUCGUCUUUGGUCUCCUCAGUCUAACUUCAGGGCUGCAGGUUGCCUCUCCUUUUACACAGGUGCCAUUUCUCACUGUGUGGAAUGCCCCCACUGAGAACUGCCUCUCCAAGUAUGGAGUGGAUCUCGACUUGGGGAUGUUUAGCAUUGUCCAGAACCAGAAUCAAACCUUCUUGGGUGAAAACAUCACUAUCUUUUACACUGACAAGCUUGGGCUGUACCCAAGGUACUCUGCCCAGGGCCAGGCCAUCAACGGUGGGGUUCCACAGAACAGCAGCUUAGAGACACACCUCAGAGUCAGCACUGAAGAUAUAGACCAUUACAUCCCUAACAGAGACUUCCAAGGCCUGGCUGUGGUGGACUGGGAGAGCUGGCGCCCUGUGUGGGAGAGAAACUGGGACAGUAAAAAGGUGUACAAGGAGGGGUCCAUUGCACUGGUGAGGUCCAGGCAUCCAGAUUGGACUCCUGCUCAGGUGGAGGCAGCAGCACGGGUCGAGUUUGAGCAAUUUGGAAGGCAAUUCAUGGAGGAAACCCAGAAACUGGGACAAAAAAUGAGGCCAAAUGGUUUGUGGGGAUUUUAUGGAUUUCCCAACUGCUACAAUCAUUACAAUAAGAGCGAAAACUACACAGGGAAGUGUCCAGAUGUGGAGAUAAAAAGGAACGAUGAGUUAUUCUGGCUGUGGAACGCCUCCACGGCUCUUUACCCUGACAUCUACUUGAGCGUCGAAAUGCGAGGCCUCGGUGAGGAAGUUCUUCUCUAUGUUCAUCACCGCAUUUUGGAGGCCCUGAGAGCGGCGGAUUACGUGACCCCUUCCCAACUGCCCAUCUUUCCCUAUGCCCGCAUUGUCUACACCUACUCCUUGGAGUUUCUUUCCAAGGAGCAUCUAAUCUACACUGUUGGAGAGAGUACCGCUUUAGGAGCUGCAGGGGUGGUGCUUUGGGGGGACCAUACUUUUGAUAAAUCUAAGGCUACCUGUGAAGCAGUCAAAUUCUAUAUUGAUGAGACUUUAGGUCCCUACCUGGUCAACGUGACAUCAGCCGCUGCUCUCUGCAGUCAGGUUUUAUGCUCCUCUAGGGGAAGAUGUCAGAGGGCAGACCCAAAGUCAAAGGCCUACCUCCACCUCAACUCCACGUCAUGGAAGAUCCUGUCCAAGAAGAAACCAACUGGAGGGACAAACUACAGUGUUUUAGGGCAGAUGGAUGCCCAAAGUUUAGAGCAAAUGAAGUCUGAGUUUCUGUGCAGGUGUUAUCCUGGGUGGGGUGGGAAGGACUGCUCCAAACAAAUUUAAGGAUUCAAAUGGUUUUAGGUGAUACAAGAUGGGAAGUGUAAACCAGGGUCUUUCUAUUUUAACUGCUGGUACUCUAGCUUCUUCACAGAAGCCCAAGAUGGAGGUUUAAGAAGUGGAAACGACUGGUUGUGUGAUAGACUUGAAGGUCCUAAAAAGGGUCCAAAAGGUUGAUCUUCCCAAUUUCAAAUUGCUAAAAUAUAGUUUAAAUCAUGAUUUAUUUUUAUAUAAGUGUUGGGGGAAUUAUCUUUUUUUAAUAGCGGUGGUUAUUAUGUUUGUUUUUCUAAAUAUACCUUUUGUGACAUUGUUUACCUAUAAAAUAAUAAUUUCCUUUUGCAGACUGCAAACAUCAUUUUGGUGGCCAGAAUGUAUUAAAAACUUUUUAUCCAUAUCCUGAAUGAAAAUCUUAUCAUAUUAAAAUAUUUGAUUUUGUGUUUUUUUGUUUAUCUUUCAUCCUAAUAUAAUAUUGCAAGCAACAAUUGCUCCUUUGUAGUUGUUUCCAUAGAUGUUGUUUUUAUAUGCAAAUUAAAUGCUGAAAAAAAUAGCCUAAAGUCAGCCAUGUUUCUGAUAUAAUAUACUUAAUAAUGGGGUUAUUUAAUCAUUUAAUCUGGCUCCCUCCCUUCAUCAAUAUUAUUUAAACUUUUUCUAUAUUUCAAUUGGUGAUUUAAGCAAGUGUAAGAAUGCCCUUGACUUCUGUAAACUUACAGUCAUCUGCCUUAAUUGAAGAGGAUGCAGUCAUAUCUGUCCCAUUUUGAAUAGUGGCUGAGAAGGAGUUGUCAUGUGGCCUUAUAUUUAUUACCCUGGGGAAACAGGACAUCAUGCAGUAUUAUGAGUUUGGUUACACGUCAUAUUAAAUAAAGUAAAACCUAAAACAUUUUAGAGAAGUCACUAACUGAGGCGCAAUUAGUUUAAAAACAACUAUAUUUUCUUAUUUUCAGUCUCUUAUGAGGAUUUAGUCUAAAUGAAAUUAGCUGUAUCUUUUUAAAUAAGUCAUAAGCAUUUUAAGCAAUAAGAGGUUGAUUCAUCUACAGGCUUUUUGUGGCUAUUUUAACUGUGGAAUGACAUUGAUUAUAGUGUUUUUUUUCCUUUUUCCAAAGUAUCACUCAACAUGAACCAAAUUACUUAGUCUGAACUGCAGUAGUUAAAAAUAUGAGCUUACCAGAAGAAACUGAAAAUACAUGUAUAUUGGUAUUAAUCAGCUGCUCUUUUAUGUUUUUUGUUGUGAUUUUGUAUUUUUUCAGGUAAAACUUGAAAUGUUUUUACUACAUUCUAAAUGGUGUUUGUUGAUGGCCAGCAGGCUGUGCUGUGGGACAACUAACCAAAGACAAACAUCAAGGUCAUGGCUUGGGGAACUCUUAAAU